Hydractinia symbiolongicarpus is the source of this 2050-nucleotide messenger RNA. RefSeq names its product solute carrier family 25 member 36-A-like. Bases 401 to 1354 code for a protein of 317 amino acids. Gene Ontology annotation, cellular component: mitochondrion. The record is from RefSeq and is a predicted model, not a curated record. The transcript has 7 exons. Lineage: Eukaryota; Metazoa; Cnidaria; Hydrozoa; Anthoathecata; Hydractiniidae. Gene Ontology annotation, biological process: pyrimidine nucleotide import into mitochondrion. Gene Ontology annotation, molecular function: pyrimidine nucleotide transmembrane transporter activity.
AUAAGUGACGAUCAUGUUCUUUGCACGUGCUGUCGACCAAUCAAAUGUCAUUGAUUCUGCGGGGCAGGAUAAUUUGUUUUGUCGUGCAAAUCUGCAUUUCCCAAUCUUUGUUGCACUAUAUUAUUUAAAAUAUAAAAAUUGACUCUUUAUAUUCCUUAAACUUUUUAAAAGUUGUCCAAAUCAUUAUUAAAUCGACGUCAUAUCGCCUACGAAAGCUAAAGGUUCAGAGACAUCCCCUGAGCUACAGUUGACGAGUUGACAUACACGUGACCAAACAACCAAAAGUUAAAGACCAAGUGCGACAUUAUAGUAUUAAGUAGAAGGUUUCGCACUUUUGUUGUUUUGUAAAGCUAGUCAUUUUCCAAGAAAAACUAGCAAAGCUGGAGAGUUGCAUUCACACAUGGCAGAGUGUAGGAAUUCAACUCCAGUCCAUCUAUUUGCUGGAGGGUUGGGUGGCACCACUGCAGCCAUUGCAACAUGUCCACUAGAAGUAGUUAAAACCAGAUUGCAGUCUUCAGCACCUGUUUUUCAACCAGUAAAAUUAGUUGGAAUGGCUAAUCUUAAAAUGGCACCUGGACAGUAUGAAAUUGUUACCCGCCCUGCAGGUAUUCUUGGUUGCAUACGACACAUGAUACACACAGAAGGUGUUCGAUCUCUUUAUAAGGGUUUGGGCCCUAACCUAGUUGGUGUUGCUCCAGCACGUGCUAUAUACUUUGCUGUCUAUGCUAAAUCGUCAAAAGGCAUAACACGGAUGGGUGUAGACAAAGAUAGUCCACUAGUUCAUAUGUGUGCAGGUGCGUCAGCAGGUUUUAUUACAAAUACGUUUACAGCACCCAUAUGGUUUGUAAAAACACGUCUUCAACUUAGCAGUCAAACAAAAUAUGGCAUGAUGAAAUGUGUUCGUAAAGUUUUUAAGGAAGAAGGCUUAAAGGGAUUUUACCGAGGACUUUCUGCAUCCUAUUUUGGCAUAAUAGAGACUAUCAUUCAUUUUGUUAUUUAUGAAAGACUCAAAAGAAUGUUACGAGAAUACCAUAAACAUAAUAGUAAAGACCAUAUUGAAAAGAAUAAUGUGUCUGAUUUUAUGAUAGCCGCUGGUUUUUCGAAGUCAAUUGCAUCAAUGUGUGCAUAUCCACACGAAGUUGUAAGAACUAGACUACGUCAAGAAGAAUGUGCUGGACCUAGAAAAUAUAAAUCAUUUUUUCAGACUUUAAUGUUAGUUUACAGAGAGGAAGGUCGCAGAGGUUUAUAUAGCGGCCUGGGAACACAACUUGUGCGUCAGGUACCAAACAGCGCAGUGAUGUUUAUGGUUUAUGAAGCAGUAAUAUACUACAUAUGUUCAAAUGAGAAUGUCUAGUUUUACUAUUGUGUUUUUUAUAAAUAGCUACAUUUUCGUAUUCUCUAUGGAAAUUGUUUUUACUUGCAGAUCUAUGCAUUAUACUUACUAUAUUAAUCCUCAUAAUUUUUUUUAAACUCUGGAACAAGAUUUUUUAAAAAUGGCAACAAAUUACAUGUCAGGGUAUUUCGAUGUUCAGAUGGGAUUUUUUUUUUCUAGAUUUUAGUACCUGUUUGACUGAAAAAUGUCUCUGGAAUAUGUGUAAUCGUUUGCAAACCUUACCCUUUUAAACGUUUACACUGCUUUUUGUAGUAAAAAAAACAUGUUUUUUUUUCUUUUUGCGAAGCCUUCUAUAGAUAAACUUUUUCCAGUUGAACUAUUAUGAUAUGCUCUUUGUGUGAAAUCAUGUGAGUCAAAUUUAUCCCUUGCAGAAGUUUUGCCAAAUUAUUUUAAGUUUUCAUUAUUGUUUGUAUUUGAGAAACAUAUAAAAACUUUCAAACCCUUUAUUUUUCAGUGCACGAAGCCAGUCUAUUUAUUGUCUUUACCUAACUACAACAGUUGUGCGCUGACAAACUUUAAGUUAAGGCCUUUGCGUUAAGAAUUGUUUUACAUGUUCUUUUUAAGUUAGAUAAAAUAGAUUUGUAUUGUUAACAAAGGUAACCUGUGUAUAUUGUAGAAAGUAUAUUAUAGUAUUCUUAAGAUUUCAAAUCCAAACAA